Molecule: messenger RNA, 2902 nt
Organism: Nerophis ophidion (straightnose pipefish)
Lineage: Eukaryota; Metazoa; Chordata; Actinopteri; Syngnathiformes; Syngnathidae
Product: coxsackievirus and adenovirus receptor homolog
Exons: 6
Coding region: 36-1022 (328 amino acids)
Source: RefSeq, a predicted model, not a curated record
GGUGAUGUUUUGUCCACACAGAUGUGACGGAGGCCAUGCAGGUGACAUCUACAGGACCACAGACCGUCCAGAAGGCCCAAGGAGAGACUUUCCAGUUGGGGUGCACCUACACGCCCGGAGUCCAAGACACGGGUGAGUUGGACAUCGAGUGGUCCAAGCUCAGCCCAGACAUGACGCAGAAAGACCGGCUGAUCUUGGCCUACGCCGGAGGCCAAAUGAUCAACUAUGACUCCAGCCUGUCCAAAAGGCUGAGCCUGGUAGGAGACCUCAAGCAGGGGGACGCCUCCAUCUCUCUGGCGGAGGUGAGGCUGGCGGACACGGCCACCUACCAGUGCAAGGUCAAGAAGGGUCAGGGUGUGGACACCCGCAAAGUCACUCUCGUGGUGAUGGUCCCCCCCUCGGAACCAAAAUGUUGGGUUGACGGCAAGGAGGAGAAAGGUGCUCCAGUCUCCCUCCGCUGCAAAUCCUACCAGGGAUCCUCGCCUCUCACCUACACCUGGAGCAGAGAAAGCGGGGGGGCAAUGCCGCCCGUCCAGGCGCUGGAUGUGGAAGCGGCGCAGAGCGGGGAGUUGCUGAUCAAGAACCACUCCAACAGCUACGUUGGAACUUACCUGUGCGAGGCCAGGAACCCCGUCGGCAAGAUGCAGUGCAGAUAUUCACUGAAGGCACACAACCCCACCGAUAAAGUGGGCGUGAUCGUGGGUGCGGUGAUCGGCGCUCUGCUGCUCCUGCUCCUCCUCCUGCUCCUCAUCUGGCUCCUGGUCUGCUGCUGCCGCAGACGUCGCUACGAGAAAGAGGUUGCAAAUGAAAUCAGAGAGGACACCCGGGCCCCAGAGAGCCAGCCCCCCAGCAGAAACUCCAGCUACCGCUCAGUGCUGGGCUACCGAACCCACCAGGGGGUGUCCUACAGCUCCGUGGGGAACCGCCUGCCCAGUCUCAACAGCAACAGUGACAAGGGAUCGGCGGGGGGGAGGCGGCUUUCUCCCCUCAAAUAUGACAGUCGCUAUGGUUACCCCGUGUAACCACGACUCAUGCACUUGAUGAACUUAUUGGAAUGAACUCGAGCUUUUAGCAGCACUUCUUGGCGGGAAAACAGCAGCAUGUUUAACACGAGGAUGGUGGCGCCUUUUUUUAAAUGUCAUAGUCAUCAUGCACUGUAACAUAUACUCAAUGUGACUAUGAACAUUAUAUAUAUAUACUCAAUGGGACUAUGAACAUUAUAUAUAUAUAUACUCAAUGUGACUAUGAACAUUAUAUAUAUAUACUGAAUGGGACUAUGAACAUUAUAUAUAUAUACUGAAUGUGACUAUGAACAUUAUAUAUAUAUACUGAAUGUGACUAUGAACAUUAUAUAUAUAUACUGAAUGGGACUAUGAACAUUAUAUAUAUAUAUACUGAAUGGGACUAUGAACAUUAUAUAUAUAUACUGAAUGGGACUAUGAACAUUAUAUAUAUAUACUGAAUGUGACUAUGAACAUUAUAUAUAUAUACUGAAUGGGACUAUGAACAUUAUAUAUAUAUACUGAAUGGGACUAUGAACAUUAUAUAUAUAUACUGAAUGGGACUAUGAACAUUAUAUAUAUAUACUCAAUGUGACUAUGAACAUUAUAUAUAUAUACUGAAUGGGACUAUGAACAUUAUAUAUCACCUUCAUCUAGAGCUUGGAAAGUGGGACCUCCAUCUUUAUCCACUGAGACCAAAGCCAGGAGUCAACAACCCAACAUGUUGAAAGAGCCACAUUGGAUCAAAAAUACAGAAAACUAAUCCGUCUGGAGACACAAAAAAUGAAAAGUCAUAUUUAAGUGUAAUAAUGAAGGAAACACUUGAUGUUGGUGUCGAUGUUAGCCUACUAUCAAAAUGACGUGUGUCGCAGACUGAAACAAGUUUGUUGACAGAAAUGUUGAAAUGUAAUAUUUAUUCUACACAUUUUUGCAACAUUGGAAAUAAUUGGUAAAAUGGAGGCUUCUGUCAGGAUGAGACAACUUCUGGAAAUGAGUGGCUCAGAAUGUCCAAAGGUCUGUCUUCUUCUGAUAUAUUUAUUGCAGUCUUUGCAAGCUAUGUAAGGUUUGCUGUGGUCUGGAACAACAUGGCACACAACUAUGAGAAGUGAAGCCAAUAUUACAUACAGAUAAUGUGUCAUGACACAUGCAAAUAUAAAUGAUAUACAGAGAGGAUAAGAAUAAAGUAUAUUAAAUGAUCUCAAAUAUAACAACAAAGGAGGCAUAAUGAUGCAAUAUGUACAUCCAGCUAGCCUAAAUAGCAUGUUAGCAUCAAUUAGCUUGCAGUCAUGCAGUGACCAAAUAUGUCUGAUUAGCACUCCAACAAGUCAAUAACAUCAACUAAGCUCACCUUUGUGCAUUCACGCACAGCAUAAAACUUUUGGUGUACAAAAUGAGACAAAGAAGGAGUGGAAGAUUUGACAUGAAAACAAACUGUUGUGUCAUAGACCACACUAUGGUGAGUUCAAGGACCAUUGAAAUGAGUAGGACAAAAGGAUGUUGGCCAAAUAGUUUCAUCAGUGAAACACACACACACACACACAGGCACGCACACACACACACACACACAGGCACGCACACACACACACACACACACACGCACCAAGCACACACACACACACACACACACACACACACACACACACACACACACACACACACACACACACACACACACACACACACGCACGCACACGCACGCACACACACACACACACACACACACACGCACCAAGCACACACACACACACACACACACACACACACACGCACCAAGCACACACACACACACACACACACACACACACACACACGCACACACAUUCAAAAGCUAGUUCUAACAAUGGGUAAGAUUUGUGUCAUGUUUGUCCUCAAACUAAAAUACAUACUAAAACACCAAAAUA